CACCUGGGCCUUUGUGGAUAGACACACGGCUGGGGACACCGCCUCUGCUCUCUGGGGGACACAGCGUAACACCAUGCCCCGGGGAAUCGCCUGGCUGCGCUAUCUCGGGAUCCUCCUUGGCAUGGCCUUGGGGAACGGGGGUUUGGAGAUGUGGCCCUUGACUCAGACCGAGGAGUGCGCCGUCACUGGCUUUCUGCGGGACAAGCUGCAGUAUAGGAACCGUCUGCAGUACAUGAAACACUACUUCCCCAUCAACUACAGGGUCAGCGUGCCUUAUGAGGGGGUGCUCAGAAGGGCCAACAUCACCAGGCUGCAGAAGGCCCGGGUCAGCCAGCAGGAGCUGCGGUACCUGUGGGUCUGGGUGAGCCUCAGCGCUACUGAGUCGGUGCAGGAAGUGCUGCUCGAGGGCCACCCAUCCUGGAAGUACCUGGAGGAGGUCCAUACGCUGCUGCUGGACGUGCAGGAAAGCCUCAGGGAUGUGGAGGUCGGCCCCAAGGUGGAAGCGGUAGUGUCACUCCUGAGUGGCCCGAGGCUAAGCCUGAAGCUGGUGCGACCCAAAGCCCUCCUGGACAACUGCUUCCGGGUCAUGGAACUGCUGUACUGUUCUUGCUGUAAACAAAGUUCCGUCCUAAAUUGGCAGGACUGUGAGGUGCAGAGCUCUCAGCCCCACAGCCCAGAGCCCUCAUCACAGUGCGUGGCUACCCGGCUAUACCCUCUGUCCCAGAGGCCCCCUAUCUCCCUGCCCCACUCCCCGGGAUCCACGCCCGGACCCCCGGCUCAGUGAAGCUGCUGAGGGCACAGGCCGAGGCCUCUUGGCCCGAGCAGCCUGUGUGGGGCAGCGGGAGGUUCUCCCGCAGUUUGGUUGAGCCUGAGACUUAUCUGGGCAGUGGUGAGGAGCCCCCCCCAACCCCCCCAGGAGAGUGUUUUUCCUUUGAGGGGAUUCUGUGCCUGAGAAGGGUUCGGCUUCCCGCAUUCUGUACCUCACCUGGUCUCACCUGGAGCAGCGGGGGCCUGGGGGCACCUGAACGUGGACAGAGUUCUCUUCCCCCUUCCUGCACCACCUGGACUGCCUCCCUUGCCUGGAGGCGGCGCUGAGCGUCUCCCGUGGCCUGCAGAGGUGAAAACUGUGCC
Messenger RNA from Leptonychotes weddellii (Weddell seal), 1131 nucleotides. RefSeq names its product interleukin 34 (gene IL34). Gene Ontology annotation, molecular function: macrophage colony-stimulating factor receptor binding. Gene Ontology annotation, biological process: positive regulation of protein phosphorylation; positive regulation of monocyte differentiation; positive regulation of macrophage differentiation. The record is from RefSeq and is a predicted model, not a curated record. NCBI's taxonomy places the organism in Eukaryota, Metazoa, Chordata, Mammalia, Carnivora, Phocidae.